Messenger RNA from Arxiozyma heterogenica, 3537 nucleotides. RefSeq names its product ubiquitin-specific protease UBP15 (gene UBP15). Gene Ontology annotation, biological process: protein deubiquitination; regulation of protein stability. Gene Ontology annotation, molecular function: protein binding; cysteine-type deubiquitinase activity. The record is from RefSeq and is a predicted model, not a curated record. Bases 1 to 3537 code for a protein of 1178 amino acids. Gene Ontology annotation, cellular component: cytosol; nucleus. The transcript has a single exon. NCBI's taxonomy places the organism in Eukaryota, Fungi, Ascomycota, Saccharomycetes, Saccharomycetales, Saccharomycetaceae.
AUGGCUGCUAUACAGUAUGGAGAAAUCCUCUCAGAGCCUUGUGAUUUAGGUAAAAAGUUUGAAGAGAUCAUACCAAAAUUGGAAGAUCAAGAGACUGAAAUAGAAGGCAUAUUCUCAUGGCAUAUUGAUAAUUGGUUUAAAUUACAACAAUUAAAAUAUGAGUCUCCGCAAAUUCAGAUAGGAAAUUUUAAAUGGAAUCUAUUACUAUUUCCGAAUGGAAACCAUAAUAAAGGUAUUGCCAUAUACUUGGCACCUCAUCCAAAAGAAAAUGUAGAUCCUGAUUGGUACUGUUGUGCUCAAUUCGCUAUAGUGCUGUCAAGACCUGAAGAUGAUGCCACUGUACAAGUUAUUAAUAGGUCAUUUCAUAGAUUUAAUUCUUCAGAUACAGAUUGGGGGUUUUCUAAUGUUGUUGAUGUUAAUCACCUGAAAUAUCCAUCCAAGGGAAGAUUGAAACCUUUAUUAAAUGACGGUUCAUUAAAUAUCACUGUCUAUAUUCGGAUUUUAAAGGACCCUACUGGUGUUCUAUGGCAUAAUUUUAUCAACUACAAUUCUAAGAAAGAAACUGGAUACGUCGGUUUCAAAAAUCAAGGUGCUACUUGUUAUUUGAAUUCUUUGUUACAAUCAUAUUUCUUCACAAAAAUCUUUAGAAAAUUAGUUUAUCAAAUUCCAACAGAUAAGGAUAGUCCCAAUAAUAGUGUUCCUAUGGCUUUACAGAGAGCAUUCUAUCAAUUACAAGUCUCAGAUGAACCGUUAGACACACUAGAGUUAACACGCUCAUUCGGAUGGGAUAGUGGAGACGCCUUCACACAACAUGAUGUGCAAGAAUUAAAUAGAAUAUUAAUGGAUAGAUUAGAGAAUAGGAUGAAAGGCACACCUGUUGAAGGAAGUUUAAAUAAUCUUUUUGUUGGAAAAAUGAAAAGUUAUAUUAGAUGUAUUAAUGUGGAUUACGAAUCAUCUAGAGUAGAAGAUUUUUGGGAUCUACAAUUAAAUGUUAAAAAUUUAAAAGGACUGGAAGAUUCGUUUAAAAAUUACAUUGAAAUUGAACUAAUGAAUGGGGAAAAUCAAUAUGCUGCACAGGGACAUGGUUUACAAGAUGCUGAAAAGGGUGUGAUAUUUGAAUCGUUCCCAUCAAUACUGCAUUUACAAUUGAAAAGAUUUGAAUAUGAUUUUAAUUAUGACCAAUUAAUAAAAAUUAACGAUCGUUAUGAAUUUCCAGAGACUAUUGAUGUAUUGCCAUAUCUUGAUAAAGAUAGUCCACAAAUUAAUGAACCAUAUGCACAUAUAUAUAGAUUACAUGGUAUAUUGGUUCAUGCUGGUGAUAUCUCAACUGGACAUUAUUAUGCCAUGAUUAAGCCAAAUGUGGAAGAUCAAUGGUACAGAUUUGAUGAUGAAAGAGUAUGGAAAGUAACUAAAAAGCAAGCUUUAGAUGAAAAUUUUGGUAUUGAAAGGCUCCCUGAAGAACAAAUUAAAAUGAUGUCGAGAGAGCAAUAUCAGGAAUAUAUGUUAGCCCGUCAUACAAGUGCAUAUAUGUUAGUAUAUAUCAGAAAGGAUAGAGAAGAAGAAUUGUUACGACCUGUUACUAUUGAAGAUGUUCCAAAACAUAUUAUUGCAAGAGUGGAAAGAGAAAACAAAGAACGUGCUGCUCGUGAAAAGGAACUUAGAGAUGCACAUUUAUAUCUGAACAUUAGGGUUCAUAAUUUGUUGAACUUUAUCAACUUUGAAGGUUUAGAUACUGUUCCUAAUCCAAUAUUCAAGUACUCGUAUGAGGGUCUUAAUAAUGGUAAAGAACAACCAUUAACAUUAAAGGUCGAAAGAACAAAAAAAUUGGUAGACUUUUAUGAUGAACUCAAAAAUAAAUUAAAUAUUCCCAAGGAGAAUACCAUUAGAUGUUGGGAUAUGAUUAUGCGUCAAAAUAGUACUUUAAGAACCUCUCAUUAUUUAGAUCCAAGUGAUGUGAAUGUAACAAUAGAAGAUGUAUUAAGACUGGAAGAAGAACAAUCUGUUCAAGGAUGUGAUGUUUUUGUUGAAGAACCAUAUUUAGAUUUGAAGUAUUUAUUGGAGUUGAGGAAACAUAAUAAAAUUGAUUUUGAAAAGGUGGAUGAUGUACUAAUCAGAAAAAUAAGAGAAAAUUUAAAUGAAUUUUUAGAAGUGUAUCCUGUCCCACUUUUAAAAGACUCUACUAAUCUUAUUUUUGUUAAACAAUUUAAUAUGGAAGAGCAAAAAUUAUUAGGUUUCGGUCAUGUUUUAGUAUCACCAUUUGAUGAAGUCUCUGAUUUUAAAAAGAUGUUGAAUGAAAUUAUUGGAAACAAAGAGGAGUUGAAAUUAUACGAAGAGAUUAAUGUAGAUAACAUUGCAUUACUCCCAGACAAUUCCCAAUUUAUUACGGCUGAAAUAGAUACUGGUGAUAUUAUAUCAUUUGAGCUGUGUUCAAAAGACAAUAUUCAUGACAAUAGGCAACCUAUCUAUGAUGAUAUUGUUAAAUACUACGAUUUUCUAGGACAUAGGGUUAAUUUGAAAUUUACUAAGUCAACAGAUACACAAGAAGAAUAUAAUGAUAUUAAUUCACCUGAUAAAAAUUUUGAAAUAUGGGCCUCAGCUUAUACACCAUUUGAAGAAUUGUCCAAGGUUGUUGCUGAAAAAGUUGGAUGUGAUGCCAAUUAUUUAAAAAUUUUUGCUAUAUAUUCCAAUGGACGCUUUGCUCUAAAAUCAUAUUCCAUAUUAAAUGACUUUUUGAUCAAAGAUUUUAACUGUUCUUCAAUACCACCGUUUGAAUACGAAGUUUUAUCUAUCCCACUAAAAGAGUUUGAACAUUUAAGACCUGUUAAAUUUUACUGGCUAAAAAAUAGUUAUAUUCAUUUCCAAUGUUUUGAAUUUGAAAUACCAAAUAAUUGUACAGUAAAGGAAUUUCUAGAUAAAAUACAGAAUAAGAUCGGUAUUUCUGAUAAAGAAAAGAACGAUACGUUACUCUGGACAAAUAAUAAUUUUAAAUUUGAGAUGGUUUUAUCAGAAGAUACCAUGUUUAAACAAAUUCCUAAAACUUCAUUGAUAUUUGGUAGGGUUUUGCCGGAAGAAUUAUAUCAUUUGGUAUCAAAACAAGAUAUUGAUUCAGAUAGUGAUACUAAUUCAACCACUCCAGAAGUAAAUAUGGAGAACAGUGUCACGUUCAGUAGAGAUAAGAACGAUUCUAACCAAGGCAAAAUUGUAAUCGUCAGUCAAUAUUUUAAGGAUUUGGAGAAUAGACAUGGUAUAUCAUUUUUAUUUAGUUUAUUACCAGGGGAGAAAUUUACUGAUACGAAGGAGAGACUUCAUCAAUUAUUUGGUCUAGGACAAAAGGAGUUUUCAAGGAUUAAAUUAGGUGUUAUAAUUUCUUAUGGUAAUCGUAUGUCUAUGAAGUCAUUAUCUGGUUAUACUAAUGAAGAAUUAGAGAAGAUUGUUCUGUACGACAAAAUGAAAGAUUGGGAUAGUAUAGUUAUGGAUCAUCCUGAUAGGUUACGUUCGCAUUCCACCGGGGAUAGGCCAAUGUUUAUCAAAAAUUAG